This is a messenger RNA of Bipolaris sorokiniana ND90Pr, 323 nucleotides long. RefSeq lists its product as uncharacterized. Lineage: Eukaryota; Fungi; Ascomycota; Dothideomycetes; Pleosporales; Pleosporaceae. The transcript has a single exon. The record is from RefSeq and is a predicted model, not a curated record. Bases 16 to 252 code for a protein of 78 amino acids.
UCCUUCUGGUACUGAAUGACAGCUUCUCUCUCCUUGACCUGGAUCCGCAGAGACUGCUCCUGGUCCUGGGACGCGGCGUGGUUUUCCUCGAGUUUCUGGGUAUACUGGGCAGUGUUGCGUAAGUACAUUAGCCAUUCCCCUGGAUGCGCUGCUACACUAGCAGUGAGUUCGUCAGGCGUCUCUGGGAAGGAGGGGGGCUCGGGGCGGUUCAUGGCGGUGAAAUACACGGGCCUGUGGGGAGGAGCUACGUAAUGUCACGGUACGGGCUCACGGGCAGAGAGGACAGGCGCGUGUACAGGUUCUAUUGCUACAGCUAAUCAACA